GCAGUUGGAUCAGCUAUUUCUACUUGUGUCUGCUUCUACUUCUACCACCCUGAACAUUUCCUUCAGCUAUGGAGCGUCUGAAGUUAGUCCUGCAGUACUUCCAGUCCAACUCUGAGUCUAUAUCCAAUGGGAUCUGUAUCAUCCUGGCCUUGGUCAGUGUCAAGCUCUACACAAGCUUUGACUUUAACUGCCCGUGCCUUCCUCAGUACAACAAACUGUACUCCCUGGGAGUGAUGAUCGUCCCGCCCAUCAUACUGUUCUUCUUGGGGGUCCUGGUCAACCGGCAUACAGGCGUCAUGAUGGAGGAGUGGAUGAGACCUGUUGGUAACAGAUCCAAAAAUCCUGCUGUGGUUAAGUACCUUUUCUCGGCCAUGAUCCAGAGGGCUCUGCUGGCACCGAUGGUGUGGAUCCUGGUGACUUUGCUGGAUGGAAAGAUCUUCAUCUGUGCCUUCAGUGUCAGUGUAGACCCUGCUCUCUUCUCAGGUUUUCCCAACAACACAAGUCUGGAUGUGAUCAAAAUCAUGGCCAAAGUGCCCUGCAAGGAGGACAUUAUCUUCACAAACAGCUCUUUCCGCAAAGCAGUCUCUCGUUACGUUCGCUGCUAUUCACAAGCAGUUGGCUGGUCCAUCCUCCUCUUGCUGAUUGUACUGGGAGCACUAGGACGCCUCAUCAAGCCCUGUUUUGACGACUACGCCACCUCCCUGCAGACGCGAUACUGGAGCAACUACCUCGACGUGGAGCAGAAGCUCUUUGACGAAACCUGCGUCCUGCACGCUCGUGACUUCGCCCGUAAAUGUGUGGUGCAGUUCUUUGAGGACAUGAGGGAGGAUGCUGUACUCUGUCUUCCCCACCCGUCCUUCAUCACGAACUCCCGAUCGGAGUGGGAGGAUGAAGAGGAAGAGAGACUUCAUGGGAUUUCAAAGCAGGAGCAGGUGGACCAGCUGCUAAACAAAUGGUACUACAGUAAACCUGAACUGGACGUCACCAGGAUAGCCCACAGACCCAGGAUGUGUGUUACCUGGGAGGACCGUAACGGGAAGCCUUUAUACUCUGAUGUCUAG
Micropterus dolomieu (smallmouth bass) is the source of this 1061-nucleotide messenger RNA. RefSeq names its product calcium homeostasis modulator 3 (gene calhm3). Bases 69 to 1061 code for a protein of 330 amino acids. NCBI's taxonomy places the organism in Eukaryota, Metazoa, Chordata, Actinopteri, Centrarchiformes, Centrarchidae. The record is from RefSeq and is a predicted model, not a curated record. The transcript is spliced from 4 exons. Gene Ontology annotation, molecular function: monoatomic cation channel activity.